AAGAGUGUUCAGUUUAAAUGCUUGAAACUUGUGACUAGUAAAAUGUCUGCUUUUGAAUGAUUUUAAAGUCAAUUUUUUCAAUAGUUUCGGUGACAUAGCUUCGUUAAAGUUUGAAAUGCGAGAAAAUCAGUUUUUCGAUUGAGAUUGAGAUAAACAAAAAAGUAUUGAAAAAGCAUUUGUGCGAUACGUGAAAAAAAACAACAGAUUUCUCGGAUUGCGCUUAGAAAUUGCAAAGUUCCAUGCAAUUAUCGAAAAAUUUUGUGAAAUCAGUGAUCCUAUGGAAGUGUUUUUUCUACUCUGACUCUGUUGUUCAAUCUUUUUUGGGAUCUUCUUCAGUUUUAGCUCUCUAGAUAGUUUAGUAGUUGAAAAUUUGACGUCAUCAAAUCAUUCAUAACAUUCAAAAGUUUUAGAAGAGAUAGAACAGAACGAAGUAACAAGAAAAAGUUUGAUCUGUCUCAUUUUAAAUCGUGUUUUGCUUUGUGAAAAAAGAUCGAUGCACUCAAAAUGGAUCGAUUAAGUGCCUGCUUAAAUUGGAAAGUUGUCGGAGUAACAGUUGGUUACAUUGGUAUCGCAAUAAAUGUUGGAUUGGCAACAUUUUUCGUUGCUUUGUUCUUGUUGAUAGAUGGCGAAGUUUUUCUCAUUUUUACGCUGUUCAUAUUUUUUUUGAAUCUGCUAGCUAGUAUCGUUUGGCUGCGUGGGAUAUUCAAGAAGAAGAAAAAUUUGAUGCGUGUCUCAUUAAUCUGGUGGGGAUUUAUAUUGACAAUUUGGGGCGGUUUCAUGUUGUUCGUCAUACUCGAAGGAAUAUUCGGAAUGGUCGAUGGAAGACAACCCUUCUUGUUUCAUGACUAUUUAAUCUUUGCACUGACAGCAUUUUGUUUAGCCGUUUAUUUCAUCGCUAUUUGGAGCUAUGAACCGAUCAAAGAGAGUUUCAAAAGAAACCAACCCGAAGCAGAGCGGUUUGAUGUAGAACUAUCUUUAGCAACUCGAUCCGUAAACAAAGACGAAAAUAGACUAGUGCAAAGGUGUGGUUGUGGACCAAAUUGUGACUGUUGCAAAGCGUAAAAUUGACGAUUAACUUAAGUUAUAGGAAAAAUGACCUAAGUUAAAUGACAUUAUCUGAAUGAAUCUUAAACGUUUUGAAAUAUCGAAACGUCGUACUGAUUGUAAUGAGAAAAAUGUAUGACAUUCGAUAAAAAAAAAGCAGAAAAAAUACAAAU
This is a messenger RNA of Sitodiplosis mosellana (orange wheat blossom midge), 1217 nucleotides long. RefSeq lists its product as uncharacterized. Lineage: Eukaryota; Metazoa; Arthropoda; Insecta; Diptera; Cecidomyiidae. The transcript is spliced from 5 exons. Bases 505 to 1062 code for a protein of 185 amino acids. The record is from RefSeq and is a predicted model, not a curated record.